AUGGGGCCUUGUCCACACCUGAGUUCAGCUCCACCAUCAUCAUCUUUCUCCAUGCACACGUUUAUCCUUCUCUGCUGCUUUGGCUUGUUUCUCACCUCUGUGGUUGGCGAGAGUAGUGAGACAGACCGGUUGGCAUUGCUCGACUUCAAAGGCAAGAUUAGUAAAGAUCCUCUCGGGGUCAUGAGCUCUUGGAAUGAUAGCAUCCACUUUUGCCAAUGGAAAGGUGUUUCCUGUGGUCGCCGACAUCAAAGGGUCACUGUGUUGGACCUGCAAUCUCAAAAACUGGUAGGCUCUAUAUCCCCAAAUGUUGGAAAUUUAAGUUUUUUGUGGAAGCUAAACCUUGAAAACAAUAGCUUUUAUAAUGAAAUUCCUCAAGAAAUUGGCCGUUUGCAUAGACUACAAGUCUUGCAAUUGAACAAUAACACAAUAAAUGGAACAAUUCCUAGCAAUAUAUCCAGUUGUGCCAACCUCAUAAUGUUUCAUGCAGCUGUUAAUAAUCUGGUUGGAGAAAUCCCCACAAAGCUUGGCACCUUGUCAAACCUCCAAAUCUUUGCUAUUCAUAAAAAUAGUUUGACCGGAAUAAUCCCAUCUUCUUUUGGAAAUUUAUCAUCUCUAAAAGGCUUAUCUGUAGCUUAUAAUAACCUGGGUGGGAGUAUCCCUGAUUCUUUUUCCCAAUUGACCAAACUUGAAAUCUUUGCUGUGGCAUCAAAUAGGCUGUCUGGUACAAUUCCUCCGUCAUUCUUCAAUAUCUCUUCAAUAACAAAGAUUGAUGUAGGAGUUAACCAAAUCCAAGGGCAUCUUCCAUCAGACAUAGCUAUAACUCUACCAAAUUUAGAAAUAUUUUCCAUCAGCAACAACCAGUUUAUUGGAUCUAUCCCUAUUUCAAUUUCUAGUGCCUCAAAUUUACAUAUACUAAAUUUGGCCGGAAAUAAACUAACUGGAAAAGUUCCUUCUUUAGAGAAGCUAAAUAGAGUGAGGUUGUUUUCCAUUGCUGAAAACCAACUUGGAAAUGGAGGAGCAAAUGACUUGAGUUUUCUCUGUUCUUUGUCAAAUGCUACCAACCUAAGAGAUGUGGAGAUAAAUACCAACAACUUUGGGGGGGAGUUGCCUAAAUGUAUUGGCAACAUCUCAACUACUCUUGCCUUUUUCUAUUUGAAUAAUAAUAAAAUAUCUGGAAAUAUUCCUAGUGUGAUAGGGAACCUGAUUAACCUGGAGGAUAUAGAAAUGUGGAACAAUAAAUUUUCAGGUAACAUCCCCUCUAUACUUGGAAACCUUCAGAAAUUACAAUUUUUGGAUUUAUCUCAAAACAAUUUCAUUGGGAUCAUUCCAUCCUCUCUUGGAAAUUUAACAAAUUUGUUGGAGUUGUAUUUAGGAGACAAUAAUCUUCAGGGAAGCAUCCCUUCAAGUCUAAGUCAAUGCCAAAAUUUGAUAACUUUUCAUCUUCCCCAUAACAAUCUUAGCGGUAUCAUAUCCUCGCAAGUUAUUGGUCUCUCAUUUUCACCAAAUAGCCUUGACUUGUCUGGCAACCAAUUCACUGGUGUCCUUCCCAUGGAAAUAGGAAAUUUGAAAAAUUUAGAACAUUUGGAUAUUUCUGAAAAUAUGUUGUUUGGUAAAAUACCAGCAAGUCUUGCAAGUUGUGUAAAGCUAGAAUUUCUAUCCAUGAGAAGAAACUUUUUCCAAGGAGUUGUUCCUUCAUCUUGGGAAUCAUUAAGAGGUGAGAUACCAACAAAUGGAGUUUUCAAGAAUGCGAGUGCAACUUUGAUUAAGGGAAAUGGUAAGCUUUGUGGGGGCAUACCAAAAAAGAAAAGGAAAGAAAAUGCCUCAAGCAAUUCAAUAAAUUUGUUUUUGGAUGUAUCUUACCAAAGUCUCCUAAAUGCCACAGAUGGAUUCUCUCCUGCUAAUUUAGUUGGUGUGGGCAGUUUUGGGUCAGUGUAUAAAGGAAUUCUAAAUCAAUAUAGACAUACAGUUGCUAUCAAGGUGUUGAACCUUGCACGUCGUGGAGCUUCCAAAAGUUUCAAAGCUGAGUUUGAGUCUUUAAGAAACAUCGAACAUCAAAAUCUUGUAAAGUUACUCACAGCAUAUUCAGGUAUUGAUGAUCAAGGUCAAGAUUUUAAGGCUUUGGUAUACGAGUUCUUUGGCAAUGGCAACCUAGAUGAGUGGAUACAUCCAACUCCAAUAACAAAUGAGUCUUUUGAGAAUCCAAGGAAAUUGAGUCUUAUUCAAAGACUAAAUAUCGCCAUUGAUGUUGCUAGUGCAUUGGAUUAUCUUCAUCAUCAUUGCCAAACACCAAUUGUUCACUGUGACCUCAAGCCUAGCAAUGUUCUUCUUGAUGAUAAAAUGAUUGGACAUGUAAGUGACUUUGGCUUGGCAAAAUUCCUUCAUGCUAUCAUCCAAGAUUCUUCUGCUGAUCAAUCAAGCUCAAUUGGGGUUAGAGGAACAAUUGGUUAUACUCCUCCUGAGUAUGGUAUGGGAAACGAGGUAUCAAUAUAUGGUGAUGUUUAUAGUUAUGGCAUAUUAUUGUUAGAGAUGUUCACGGGAAAAAGGCCUACUAAUAGCAUGUUCCUCAACGGCCUAAAUCUGCGUGACUUUGUUAAAGCAAAUUUACCAGAACGAAUAAUUGACAUCAUAGAUCCUAAUCUUCCCUGGGAAAGACAAGAGGGAGAAAUAAGAAUGAAUGACACUCACAAUGAGGAUCAAAAUGAAAGUCUCAAAAUUCAAGAAUGUUUGAUUUUGAUACUCGAAAUUGGACUUGCUUGUUCCACAGAAGUUCCAAGAGAAAGGAUGGACAUCACUGAUGCUUUAGUUGAAUUGCAUUUAAUUCGACAAAACCUUUUAGAACCUGUAUCCACGGAUAAAGACUUCAAGCUACAGGUGCACUAGACUGAAUGUUGAAGCUCAUUAUUCUAAUACUUUGACAUCAUGUUCGGGUGUAUUUGGCAUUUUUAGCACAUUUGGAGGUAAAUUGGGGAGAUAUGUAAUUUUUUUUUUUUUUUGGUGUUAAAGAAUAUAUUAUUUAUGGUUUGCUAUGUGUAAUGGCCCAAGAGGUCCAAUUAUGUUGUAAAUCCUAAACAUGGCUAACCUUAUUUCCUAGUUUUUAUAUAUAUCUUGCUUAGGAUUCAUU
Messenger RNA from Quercus lobata, 3121 nucleotides. Its product is annotated as probable LRR receptor-like serine/threonine-protein kinase At3g47570. Gene Ontology annotation, biological process: protein phosphorylation. Lineage: Eukaryota; Viridiplantae; Streptophyta; Magnoliopsida; Fagales; Fagaceae. Gene Ontology annotation, molecular function: protein binding; protein kinase activity; ATP binding. The record is from RefSeq and is a predicted model, not a curated record. Bases 1 to 2880 code for a protein of 959 amino acids. The transcript is spliced from 5 exons.